Colletotrichum navitas is the source of this 1038-nucleotide messenger RNA. RefSeq lists its product as uncharacterized. Gene Ontology annotation, molecular function: protein binding. The record is from RefSeq and is a predicted model, not a curated record. Gene Ontology annotation, biological process: negative regulation of G2/M transition of mitotic cell cycle. Gene Ontology annotation, cellular component: cell division site. The transcript has 7 exons. NCBI's taxonomy places the organism in Eukaryota, Fungi, Ascomycota, Sordariomycetes, Glomerellales, Glomerellaceae. The coding region runs from base 1 to 1038 and encodes 345 amino acids.
AUGGGUUUACGCGACGUCCUCAAGAAAAAGGACCACCUCGAGCAUGGCGACACCAGCAGCCAGGAUGCCGUAGACAGGCUGGCCGCCCCCGAAUUCACUAAGGAUCAGCUCCUGAACCCCAAGGAAAGCGUCGGCGACCAGAAGCCCCGGCGCAGCCUCGACAUCUUCUUCGGUAGCCGAUCGCGCAGCGUCUCCGCGUCGUCCCAAACGAGCACGACUCCCCCCAGGAAAAUCGGAAGACGGCUGUCGGAACGGCUGCACCUCGGCCGCUCGCCCGCCUCGUCAGACAACGUCCCGCAGAACCUACCCGACAUCAUUUCCACGGCCGAGGGCGAACAAGACGAGCUGCAAUGGGAGAAGCGCGCGACGAUCCUGGCGUCGGCGAACAAGAGCAGGCCCGAGACCCCGGCAGUUGACGAGGAGUCUGGGAACACGACGAGGGGGCGGUCCCUGAGCGCGGCGGUGUCGUCCCCGGCCACAGACCAGGACAUCCAGGAGGCCAUCCGGCUGCACGAGGCGGGGGACUUUGAGAAGUCAACAGCCAUGUUUGCCCGGCUGGCCGAUCCUAAAGGGGCGAAUAACACCCUUAGCCAGUUUCUCUACGGUCUCUCUCUGAGGCACGGCUGGGGCUGCGAGCCUGAUCCAGAAGGGGCGAUCAAGUACCUCUCGGCGGCGGCGUCGAACGCGGCAAAUGUUGAGCAAAUGGCGUUGAAGGCCGGCCUGAAGAAGGGCGGCGCUGCCAAGGGCGAGCUCGUUCUGGCCAUCUUCGAGCUGGCGAACUCCUUCAGGCACGGCUGGGGCACCCCGAAGGACCCAAUCGCGGCCAAGCAAUACUAUGAGACAGCGGCGAAUCUUGGAGACAGUGACGCCAUGAAUGAAAUCGCCUGGUGCUACCUCGAGGGCUUCGGCUGCAAAAAGGACAAGUUCGCAGCAGCCCGUUACUACCGGUUGGCCGAAAAGAACGGCAACAAAACGCUAGGCAACUCCUGGAUUUGGAAGGAGAAGUACAACCCGGGUGCGGGCAAAGAGAAGAAGUAG